Aspergillus luchuensis is the source of this 1044-nucleotide messenger RNA. RefSeq lists its product as uncharacterized. The record is from RefSeq and is a predicted model, not a curated record. The coding region runs from base 1 to 1044 and encodes 347 amino acids. NCBI's taxonomy places the organism in Eukaryota, Fungi, Ascomycota, Eurotiomycetes, Eurotiales, Aspergillaceae. The transcript has a single exon.
AUGCAUCUAGAUCACAAAGUACCAUGGAACACAGCAGCCGCACACAUAAAUAUCAUAAGAUGCAAUCCUCAUUUCACACCUCGACGCACCGACUUCUUCGCCCGAAAUAAACCCACGGAGUCAUGCGACCUGAACCACUUUCGUCGCACCCUUACCAAGACGAUCCGCGAAUUCUCACGCACCGAAGAAACCAAGCCACUCAACCCUGUUCCUCUGGAAAGCCUCAUAUCUGAUGAUCUACUAUCAUCCCCCGAACGCCACUUCGGCCUCGGACCCCAUCAAAAAAACUCCGCCCUGCAUAACCCCCUAUCUACCAAGCACCGAGACAUCCAAUACUGGAUCGACAGCGCUAGCUCUAGUGAUGAAAGCUACCCUAUAAGCUACUGCAGCGGAGACGGGGACCUCGCCGACGCAGUCAAAAUGCUGAUCAUCAUAUCCGCAAGCGCGAAAAAGAAUGAUCCCCUAUCAAGGCAAAUGUCACGAGAAGCUUUUUCCGCUCUGAUAACGCUCUCGCGCCAUCCCCAGGUACCUUUGCAUACCCUGGCAAACAUCCACUGGGGUCAUGCGUUUGGCGUAGAGCUCGUUGCGGAGCCGGCGUUGACGAUAUAUGUCAUGGUUAAUCUGAUGGAUGCGCUGGUCAUGCAGAAACGGUUGAACGGGGAUGACAAGAAUGUAGCUUCACUAAUGGAAACACAAACAUUUCAGUACUGGGCGCGUCAUGCCCUUGCGGACUAUGAUUAUCCGACGCAGAAUGUUCCGCAUCGGGAGUUUUGGAAUCACUUUGGGGUCACGGAUAUGUGGCCUUUGCAGCAACGGUGUGAGGAGGGUUUUGAUGCAACCUUGAAGGAUGAGGGUAUCACUGAUCCGUUGAGGGGGGAGAGUGAAGAUAUUAGAGUCCGCUUGAAGGAAUAUUUGAACACCUGUUUCGCUAUAUUGUACAUAUACGAUAUGCUGCUGCGGGAAUGGUACGGGGAGGAGGAAGCUGACGAGAAGUGGAACUACUGUAUUGGUUCCCUCUUUGAGUCUUGGGGUUGCAAGGUCUAG